Aspergillus puulaauensis is the source of this 6252-nucleotide messenger RNA. It is a transcript of the gene cch1, whose product is annotated as calcium channel protein CCH1. Gene Ontology annotation, cellular component: membrane; voltage-gated calcium channel complex. The record is from RefSeq and is a predicted model, not a curated record. Gene Ontology annotation, biological process: calcium ion import across plasma membrane. The coding region runs from base 1 to 6252 and encodes 2083 amino acids. Lineage: Eukaryota; Fungi; Ascomycota; Eurotiomycetes; Eurotiales; Aspergillaceae. Gene Ontology annotation, molecular function: high voltage-gated calcium channel activity; calcium ion binding. The transcript has 4 exons.
AUGGCGUCGAAUAGCCAUGACCGCGGCUCUAACGACCAGAAUGAUUUCACCCACCACUCAAUCCCCUUACAGGAUCUCUCCGACCACCAGGAACGAACAGGACGACUGGGAAGCCGGCUAUUUUCUGGUCGCUCGUUGACCGAAAGAGGACGGACGUAUGAACGAUUAACGAACGAUUCACCGGUUGAAUAUGGAAGCCAUGCCACGCAUUCGCUCUCUACCGAGGACGCGAGUCAAUUCUCCACCUCAGAGAUCGGGGCAUUUGCGAUAGCGACUUCAUUUGGAGGACACAGUCGAGAUUCAUUAGGACCUGAUGGGGACGAUGAACACUCACAUAGUUUCGGCUCUAACGAAGUCGAGCACCCUCAUUCCUCCGAACCAUACGGCGAUACCGCUCCAUUGACAAGUGCCGCUAAUAUGCAACAUAUUAGCGGCGCAUCCGCCACCCCCCGCACCAGCGGUUCGCGCGAUCGAUCGAAUACACCCUCCGUUCGAUUUGAAAAUGGCCACAUGGGACCACGUUUGGGAGAUGACCUGCACAAUGUUGAGGCCGGCUACAGUGGGAGACGUCGCGGGGAGAGCGUCUCGAGAGACGGCGGCCGUUCGCUAUCCCCUUCGGUUUCCGGGUCGGCGCUGCAGCGUGCAAGUUCGAUGGUGAAGACCGUCUCCCAACGUGUCGUGAACUUGAGUAAUGAACCGGAGGUGGUGGAACAGUCGCUCUCGAGGGAAUCCCAUAAAAGUUCACGCAUGGAGGCACCGCCAGCCCUUCCCUCCCUUCCGGAUUAUGCCCACGAUGCGCCGUCGACGGCCUCGUUAAGUGAAGGAAUCUCUAGGGAGAAAUCAACGAACAAGGCAUGGCGAGGACUGAGCAAUCCCUUGAGGGGUAAGGCGCUUGGCAUACUUGGUCCAGAUAAUGCAAUUAGGACUUGGUUGUGCGAUAUUCUCGUUCAUCCGUUUACAGAACCUUUCGUCCUGGUCGUCAUCGUUAUUCAGACGAUCCUAUUAACCAUUGAAUCUGCGAAAUCGGAUUUCGAUAUCUCAUCGAUCUGGGGUGCCAGGGGUAUUAUGGACUAUCUCUACAUCGUGAUUUUCAUCAUCUACACCAUUGAACUUGUUGCUAAAAUCCUAGUUUCUGGGUUCUUUUUCAACCCAGUCGAGUACAGCACAAUAGAUCGGUCAAAAGGACUUGGUAAUGCACUGUUAGAGAAAGGGAAAAAUCUUAUCACGCCACAACGGCAAUUUUCGACCAAGAAAGCAUCAGUGCAGCCAGAGCCCCAGCAAGCUUCAAUUUUACGAACAUUCACAGGCGGGUUAAACCAGAUGGAGCAGCAGCUGGCUGAUGAUCCUCUCCAAAAACGCCGCAUCAGACUUGCGCACCGCGCUUUUCUCCGGCAUUCUUUCAACCGACUAGAUUUUGUCGCGGUGGUUGCCUACUGGGUGAGUUUUGCGCUUGCCUUAGGGGGAGCAGAUAAUGCACAUCGGCUUUAUGUCUUCCGGAUGCUCAGCUGUCUUCGGAUUCUACGUCUCCUAGCGUUGACCAGCGGGACCUCGAUUAUUCUUCGAAGCUUGAAGAAGGCUGCUCCCUUGCUGGUCCACGUUGCUUUUCUGAUAGGGUUCUUUUGGCUCUUGUUUGCAAUUGUAGGCAUUCAAAGCUUCAAAUCAAGUUUUCGAAGAACGUGUGUUUGGGAUGGUUCCCCAUAUGGCGUGGAAGAUUUCACUAUGAAUGAUCCGGACGACCAUGUCCAAUUUUGCGGUGGCUAUAUGGCACUAAACGGCAGCUUGAUGUCUUGGAUCAAAUCUGACGGCAACCCUAGCUUUGGCAACCCAAAAGGAUAUAUUUGCCCUAAGGGUUCCCAGUGCGUUGAAGGCGACAACCCUUAUAGUGGGACUUUGAGUUUCGAUAACAUCGCGAAUUCACUCGAGCUUGUGUUUGUGAUAAUGAGCUCAAAUACCUUCACAGAUCUACUUUAUUACACAACCGACAGCGAUUACCUCGUAUCAGCGCUUUUCUUUGUCAGCGGAUUUAUAAUACUGAGUUUAUGGCUGGUAAACUUGUUGGUCGCGGUCAUUACUCACUCAUUCCAGGUUAUUCGUGAAGAAAGCAAGCGCAGUGCUUUCGCAUCUCAGAAGGUCGAGGCAGAUAACGAGGAGGAUGAGUCGUCGCGGAAAACCAGUGCAUUGAAGCGCUUAUACAACUGGACAUACUGGUUCUGGAUUGUCAUCAUAAUCUAUGACCUUGUUGUCCAGGCUAUGAGGAACAACGACCGGAGCGGGCAAACGGAGGAUUUUAUCAACACUAACGAGAUUGUUGUCACACUUGUUUUGCUCGGUGAGAUUAUACUGCGGUUCAUCACAGACUGGCGGAAGUUCCAUCUCAGCCGCCGUAACUGGUUCGAUUUGGCGCUUGCUAUCAUCACCAGCGUUAUUCAAAUCCCCGCUAUCAGAUACUCGGGACGGCCGUAUGAGGUCCUCACCCUUUUUCAGAUCCUCCGAGUUUAUCGCGUUGUCCUAGCGUUUUCCGUCACGAGGAAUCUGAUUAUGCUCGUUUUCCGCAACGCCAGCGGUUUAAUUAACUUGAUUCUCUUCGUGUUCCUGAUGACAUUCCUUGCAUCCAUAUUCGCGACACAGCUCUUCCGCGGUCAGAUUGAUGAGAGAUCUGAUGAUGAGAUUAAAUUUGAUAAUAUCUACAACUCGUUUAUCGGAAUGUAUCGGAUUUUGAGCAGCGAGAAUUGGACCGAAACGCUUUACUCGGUUGUCUCUCACUCGCAUGAAUACGGCACUUCGUGGAUUUCAGCGACGUUCUUGAUUUUAUGGUUCAUUUUGGCCAAUUUUAUUAUUCUUAAUAUGUUCAUUGCGGUCAUCCAGGAGAGCUUUGACGUAUCCGAGGACGAAAAGCGCCUUCACCAAGUCCGAGCCUUUUUGGAACAGAAACAGAUCAAUGGUGCAUCUCAAGGAAACCUGUCACUUUCGAAAAUUUUCCAACUAGGAAGGGGUUCAUCUCGCUAUAGGGACCCGCUGGACCAUGGCCCGGCGGCGGUGGAUAUGCUCAUGAAGGACGCGGUUGUACGCGAGUUUCUCGAAGAGGAGAUGUCAUCCGAGAACGAGCAUCGGGAUCAGCCUUCGUUGGAACGAAGCGCAACUGCCGGGGAAGGGCUCAUAGAGCCACCCGGAGUAUUGUCACGCGCCUGGGAAACGAUUUCGAGAACAAUCAUACGGCGAGAGCCUAACCCGUUUUACACAAGAUUGAAGAUUCCACGGGGCUACGAAGAACUGGACCCCCAAAAAAUGGCCCAAGAGGUGGUCUGGGCAGAAAAGAAGAGAAAGCAAGCGCAAAAGGACUACCUGAUAGAACAUCCGAACUACAACACAUCCUUGUUCUUAUUUAAGCCGGAUAACCCGGUUCGAAGGAUGUGUCAAAGAAUUGUAGGUCCGGGCCGUGGAGUCCAGCGCGUGGAGGGGGUCGAACCGUACAGGCCUCUGUGGUAUGCCUUCUCUGGCUUCGUUUAUGCUGCUAUUGUCGCGAUGGUUAUCCUCGCUUGCAUCACCACGCCUAUCUACCAGUGGAAAUACUUGGAUUCGGGUAGAAACUGGUUCAUAUGGACCGACCUUGGGUUUGCUAUCUUGUUUACCAUAGAAGCAAUAAUUAAGGUGGUUGCGGAUGGGUUUUUCUGGACGCCCAAUGCGUACUUGCGUUCAUCAUGGGGCUUCAUCGACGGAAUUGUCUUGGUCACUCUUUGGGUCAGCGUCGUGAAUUCUUUGAGAGAAGAGAAAGCCACCUCUAGGGCCAUCGGGGCAUUCAAAGCACUGAGGGCGCUGAGGUUGCUUAACUUCAGCGACAGUGCUAAAAACACCUUUCAUUCGGUCAUAAUCCUUGGAGGAUGGAAAGUUAUUGCCGCUGCCUCGGUCUCGAUGAGUUUUCUGAUCCCGUUCGCGAUCUACGGUGUUACACUGUUCCGUGGACAAAUGGUGAAAUGCAAUGACGACGAAUUUCAGGGAAAUUUAGAUGGCUGCGUUGGCGAAUUUAUGAGUUCACCAUUCAAUUGGGAUGUUCUGGCACCCCGAGUUGCAUCGAACCCUUACUAUGACUUUGACAAUUUCGGACAUUCGCUCUUCAUUCUCUUCCAGAUUGUUUCCCAGGAAGGGUGGACGGACGUUCAGACAAGCGCGAUGAGCGUUACAGGGGUUGGCGAACAACCACGGGAAUCUGCGGCUCCCGAAAACGGGCUGUUUUUCAUUGUGUUCAAUUUGCUCGGUGCUGUCUUUGUCUUGACUCUGUUUGUGUCUGUGUUCAUGCGUAACUACACGGAGCAAACUGGAGUUGCUUUCUUGACCGCCGAGCAGCGAUCUUGGCUUGAAUUGAAGAAGCUACUCAAGCAAGUUUCGCCCUCCAAGCGGAGGUCUACCGAGAAAUCUACGACCUGGAGACAGUGGGCUUAUCGAGUCGCCUACAAGAAGCAUGGCCCCUGGGCGAAUUGCGUGACCGUCAUUCUUGUGUUGCACCUCCUCCUGCUGAUACUUGAGUAUUACCAUGAGAAUCCUACUUGGGACACGAUUCGAGACAGUUUAUUUUUCGUGUUCAACUUUUUCUAUCUCGGGAACGUCAUCGUGCGACUGGCUGGACUGGGCUGGCACCGGUUCAGUAGAAGCUCGUGGGAUCUUUACGCUUUGCUUGUUGUUCCUGCCACUAUGAUUACGGCAAUCUUGAACUUCGCAUUGAAGCCCCAGGAAGAGCAAGCAGUUAUGGUGCUGAGCAAACUAUGCCUUGUCGCCAUUACAUUGCUACUUAUUCCCCGCAACAAUCAGCUCGAUCAAUUGUUCAAAACGGCCGCGGCUAGUUUAACAUCCAUUGGGAACCUGUUAGCAACCUGGUUUGUGCUGUUCCUUGUUUACGCAAUUGCAAUGAACCAGGCUUUCGGUAUGACGAAGUUCGGCGGCGAAAGCGUAACCGGAAACACAAACUUCCGAGAUAUUCCAAGAGCCCUGAUCUUGCUUUUCCGUACGAGUUGCGGCGAGGGAUGGAACGAACUUAUGGAGGACUUUGCGCAGAUGGAACCGCCGUUCUGUGCCGAUAACAGUGAUGACAUGUCCCAGAACGACUGCGGAAGCAAGCCUUGGGCACGAGCGCUGUUCAUAUCAUGGAAUAUCAUCAGCAUGUAUAUCUUCGUUUCCCUUUUUGUCUCUCUUAUUUUUGAGAGCUUCUCCUAUGUCUACCAACGAAGUAGUGGCCUCUACGUGAUUAGCCGGGAAGAGCUCCGCCGUUUCAAACAGGCAUGGGCCGAAUACGACCCUGAUGGCACCGGCUAUAUAACUAAGGAACAGUUCCCACGACUAUUAAGGGAACUUACCGGCAAAUUCGAAGUGCGCAUAUACCAGGGGGAUUUCAUGGUUCCACGCAUUCUAGAUGAAUGUAAAGUCGACAAGCGCGACUCACUCCUUGCGCAUCGGAGAGUCUUCGAAGGUGUUGACUUGGACAAGCUGGCUAGGAUCAUCCGCAAAAUCCCAGUCAACACCGUGCGGGAACGGCGGCAGCGACUCAACCAACUUUACGAAGAGGUCUUGGUGUCUGCUGAUCUGGUGCAUGGCAUUUCAUUCGACUCCUUGCUUAUGAUCCUCGCGCACUACAAUGUGAUCAGUGACAGCAAGAGCCUCAGACUUGAAGAGUUCUUACGGCGCCGCGCAAAGUUGCAGCGCGUGGAGGAGGCGGUCCGUCGUAACACGGUGAUUGAUUUCUUCAAGACUCUCAACGCUGCUCGGGAAUUCCGAAGAAAGGUUGACCAUAAACGAUCUGCUCGGAUGACCUUUGUGCCCCAAUUCAAUGUCCCUGAGAUCUAUGUGGAUGAUGAAUCGCAGUAUAACCAGCAGCCCCACGAGACGCCGCGGGAAGCUGGCCCAAGUGGGAUGGAGCCGUCGAUGCUCUCCCCGUCAUCGCCGGGCCGAGGACAAGCUGGUCCGUCACAGCUUCCUCGGAUUGACACUAACGUGGGAGGCCGAUUGAAUUCCGAAGCCAGCUCACCGUCGGAGUGGUCUAAUAUUAGCAUCUCCCUAUCCCCUGGCCGGGAAAGAGCGCACACAACAAGUUCGUAUGAUCCUCCUGCCACACCUGGCGGGGGAACCUCUGCAACAUCCGAACAUUCGCGACACAAUAGUGCGAUGACUGUGUCGGACGUGAUGCAGUCAUUCGGCGAUUCCGCCUGGGGCGAGAGUAUCCGACGCAGUUUCACGCAGCGGCGUAGAUCAGGGGACGAAACAUGA